This is a messenger RNA of Porites evermanni, 1152 nucleotides long. The record is from the annotation of a GenBank genome assembly. NCBI's taxonomy places the organism in Eukaryota, Metazoa, Cnidaria, Anthozoa, Scleractinia, Poritidae.
AUGUCAAACAAGAAAGGAAAAGACUAUAAGAAGGUAUUAGAGAUUUUAGUAUCUAAUGUGUAGUGAACGUAUGCUUACCUAAAAAAGGUAGAGCAAUUCCAUUUAAAUCACAUGUAAAUGUUUAAUUUUCACUGAGGCACUCUCGAUGUCACGUCUCAAUUAUACGCUUCUCUACAUUGUCUUUUUAACAGGUAUUGAGGAGGCUCAUUGACUUGCUGCCGAGUGAAGAACCAGCUGUCCAACGGGUUACCCUUGAUUUUGAGAAGGCCUUGUGGCUUGCGUUUAGAUCAAUCCUGCCUGCAGUAAAGAUACAAGGCUGUGUCUUUCACUGGACACAAGCAGUGUGGAGAAAGGUUAGUAAACGCAAACAAAUGAAAUAGAUUACAAAUGCGAGGGGGACGAAACGACAAGGAGGCUUAUUACACAAUUUACAAUGACUCAGUAAGUAAGUUAUUUGUUACCGAGUAACAAAUAAAAAAGAUUACAAAUGCAAGGGGGACGAGACGACAAGUAGGCUAAUUACAUAAUUCAAUAUGACUCACCAAACUGACGCGUAUUAUUACAUGAAUCUACUCGAUUGUUACUAUGGCUAAAUCAAUAAGUUAUGUUAAUUUGUUUUCUUUCUAAAAGGUACAAGAGCUCAGACUUCAAUCGGCUUACUCCAGUGACGACAGUGUUCUCAGAUACAUCAAGAAGCUGAUGGCCCUUCCCUUCCAGCCAUUUCACGAGAUCACGCCGAUGUUCGUUCGACUGAGUGUACGGACCCAAGCACAGCCCCUUCUGGAUCUCGUCGACUACAUGAAACGCCAGUGGAUCGAGAACCCCGUGUUUACACCAAAGGACUGGAGCAUCUAUAAACAACCAAUUCGUGCCAACAAUGACAUCGAUAGUUGGCAUAACGCCCUUAAUCUCAGAGUUGGUGGGCAAUGCGGACUGCCGUUAUAUUUUCUGAUUGAGCUACUGGACAGGGAGGCGAAGCUUAGAGCUGUCACCAUUAGGCUGGUCUCCGAGAGGAAAUUGGAGCGCAUGCAGCGUAAAACUUACAGACAUCUACAAGCCAAGUUCUUUGAACACUGGGAGCAGUAUGACAACCGGCAGAAGACCGCCUCGCAGUUCUGUUCUCAUCUAAACGGCCCAGCACGUGCAAAGUAA